This is a messenger RNA of Arabidopsis arenosa, 2818 nucleotides long. Lineage: Eukaryota; Viridiplantae; Streptophyta; Magnoliopsida; Brassicales; Brassicaceae. The record is from the annotation of a GenBank genome assembly.
GAAACAUCCGAUUUUCACAGACCCUAGGCUCUUCCCCAAACCCCAAAUCUCCAUUGCUAUCACACAAUGGAUCUGGAGAUUGUUGGUCGUCACGCUCUUUUUUUCGACGACGAUUCGAUGGCAACGUUUGUCAACUCUCCGACGGCGCUCGUUGACUGGAACAGCCUCUUUAUUGACCGCUACGAUGUUCGUCAUCUCCUCUCUUCUCCUCCUCCUCCACGUAUCAAACGCCGUCUUCCGAAUUCAAACGAUGCUGACUUGGAAUCGGAGCUCGAUCACGAGCGUUAUCUUGAUUUGCCGUCGGAAUCUCCAUCUCCUUCGGAUGAUGAGAACGAUAUGAAUGAUGUUUCAGCAAAUACAAAUGGCGAUGGUUAUCGCGCUGUUCCCUUUGCAUACGGAAGCUCCAGUGAUGUCAGUGGCCAGAAAGAUGCUGAUAUGGAAUCUGGAUUUCAGCCGCCUUUCCCCGUGCCUGAUUAUUUACUUCAAAACCUGAUGCUCGGAGAAGAGAUGGAGUUGUCAUUCACAUGCACCUUGUUUCCUUUUGCUGCCAUGACAAGGGGCGGUGCAGUUCUGAUAUUUGCAAUUUAUGGUUCUCGAUACUUAUGUGAGCCUCCAACUGAGAAGCUACAUCAGAUCAUCACUAGAACUUCAAGCUUUGUUAGCAAACAUGGUGGGCAAACUGAAAUCGUCUUGAGAGUCAAACAAGGAGGCAACCCAACAUUUGGGUUCUUGAUGCCAGACCAUCAUCUUCACCCUUACUUUAGGUUUCUUGUUGACCAUCAAGAGCUUUUGACGGGAAAGUCUUCUGUAGAAGAGAAAAAGAAUGAAAGUGAGAAGGAUGGUGGAGCUUUGUCAUUGCUUGGUUCGGUUUAUGGGACUGUAGAAGAUGAAGAUGCUAACGAAGAGUCUGCAAAUGACUCUAAAACAAACGAGUCUGCCCAACGCGAUGAUAGUGUUAAGGUUUCUGAUUCCAAUGGACCUGAAGAUUCGGAAGGAGCUGCAAAGAUUGCCACAGAGAGAGAUGCAGCCUCCAAGCAUUCUCUGCCGUUGAAUGAUCAGUCUUCUUUCAUAAAAAGAAAUCCUUCUGUGAGCGCAGUAAAUGUUGUAGGAAGGAAGCAGAUCAAUACAGAAUAUACUGCUACAGAAAGACCUUUGACGUCUGAUAAGUCGCAUUCUUCUGCAAUGCUGGCACAACCCAAGCUUGAACUGCAGAUUGUGGAGCCGACUACUGAAAUGAAAAGAGUGAUUGAUAAGAUAGUAGACUUCAUCCAAAAGAACGGGAAAGAACUAGAGGCUACUCUUGUUGCACAGGAUGUGAAAAACGGGAUGUUUCCAUUCUUACGUCCAGCUAGCGUAUACCAUGCAUAUUAUCGGAAGGUUCUCCAAGAAGCCGAAGAGUUAAAAUCCUGUGACAAAGGAGUCAUUACCAGAAAGGAAGACUUGAAGCAAAAGAAGAUGGGCAAUGCUGUAAAAGAUGGCAAACAUGCGUUUGGGAGUAUUUUACCAGAUGAUUCUGCCAAGAAAGAGAAACUGAAAAUUGUUAGUGACAAACCAAAGGUCGAGUUGCACACCGAACCAUUCAAGCCUGUCCAACCACAGAUAAGGGUCAAUGUGGAUGCGAAUACUGCUGCUGCUAUUCUUCAGGCGGCUAGAAGAGGCAUAAGGAAUCCCCAGUUGGGGAUUCUAUCAGGCAAACCCAUGGAUGAGACUUCUCAGAGCCUUGGAAAUGAUGGAAGUUACCCAUCAUCUAAGUCCCCUGAUUUGGCCAAAUCUACAGGUUUGCUCUCUGGCUCGGCUGCUGCUAGUGAAACUGAUUCUUCUGAAGCAGGCUUGUGUAAGGAGCAGAAGUUGAAGGCAGAAAGAUUGAAACGUGCAAAAAUGUUUGUGGCCAUGUUAAAACCCGAUGCGGAGCCUGUGCAACAAGCUGAACCGUCGCGAAGCAUAUCAGUCGAACCGUUGGACUCUGGGAUUUCUGGAUUAGGUGCUAAUGCUGCCAAAGAAAGAGACAGUAGCUCGAUUCCAUCCGUAGCUGAGACAAAACUAGCAGAUGAUGGUAACAGUGAAAGACGAUCAAAGAGGAAUUACCGUUUGAGAUCACAGAGAGAUGAAGACGUUAAGAUGGAACAAGAAGAAGGAGAAGAGGAAGAGAGCAGCAUGGAUGAAGUUACAGAAGAAACCAAGACUGAUAAGAAGCAUUCAUCUAGUAGAAAACGGCAUAAUAGGCAUAAACAUAAGACACAAUACUCUUCCAAGGACAGACAUUCUCGGGACAAGCACAAGCAUGAGAGCUCCUCAGAUGAUGAGUAUCACAGUCGUUCGCGUCAUAGACACAGACACAGCAAAUCUUCAGAUAGGCAUGAGCUAUAUGAUUCUUCUGAUAACGAGGAUGAGCACCGACACAGAUCUAGUAAGCAUAGCAAAGAUGUUGAUUAUUCUAGGGACAAGCAUAGCCAUCAUCACAGAUCCAGGAAGCAUGAUAGGCAUCGUGAUUCAUCUGAUGAUGAACAUCAUCACCACCGACACAGAUCCAGUAGACGCAAGCACGAGGACUCUUCAGACGUUGAGCAUGGUCAUCGACACAAGUCUAGUAAACGUAUAAAAAAAGAUGAGAAAACACUGGAAGAGGAGUCUGUUUCAAAGUCAGAUCAGUCUGAUCUUAAAGCUUCUCCUGAAGAUAACAUCCAGUACCCGCAAAACGAACCAACUCAUGUUUCAGAUGAGCUAAGAGCCAAAAUCCGUGCCAUGUUAGCUGAUACCUUGGGAGAUGGUCGGUGAGUAUCUAAAGCAUAAAGGACAUUCAUAAAACAGAUGUUUCAGU